AUGUCGCCGCCGCGCCCACCGACAUACGACCAAGUCACCGGCAGUCCCUCCAGCGAGCUACACGCCGCCAGCGGCCAGCAGACGCUCGUCCUCGAUGGGCGCACAAUCCUCUCGGCGCAGGAGCCGUUCCGUGUCCUGUACGAACUCAACAGUCACCCGUGCGACGCAAUCACCAGCGCCUGCGACCUCCACAAGGUCCGGUACCAGCUGUCCAGCGCCGACGGCGAGGGCCACGUCAGAAACCGCCUGCAUCACAUCUACACGUUCAAGGAGACGUCGGCCUUUUCCGUCGGAGACCUCCGCAAGCACGUCUUGAUCGAGGGCAAGGCCAGCCAGAGGCGAAGCUACAAAGAAACAACUCUGACCAGCGGCACGACCGGGUGGACAAGCUGCGCUGCCGAUGGGCAUUUCGCAGCCAGAAUCCCCAUCGCUGGUCGCUUCAAAAGCGCCAGCCAAAUCGUGUGGAAGAGCCUGCCGCGUGGCAGCACUGUCGCGAGGGAGACACGGCCCACGAGACGCGAGGACGGGAGCCUGGCUGCGCUGGCCCAGUUGAGCGUCGAGGCGCCGCUCAAGGAAAAGGACCUGGAUCUGCUGGUUGCCUGCUGGACGGCGAGGCUGUGGCGAGAGUCCAAGGCCAGGCUGGACAAGCAGCUGCCACCGAGCAAUUCCAAGUCCUUCACGAGCUCCGCGCGGAGCAACGACUACGCAGUCCCACUCGGCGGUGGUUUCGCAGCCUUUGCUUGA
Metarhizium album ARSEF 1941 is the source of this 744-nucleotide messenger RNA. RefSeq lists its product as uncharacterized. The coding region runs from base 1 to 744 and encodes 247 amino acids. The transcript has 2 exons. The record is from RefSeq and is a predicted model, not a curated record. NCBI's taxonomy places the organism in Eukaryota, Fungi, Ascomycota, Sordariomycetes, Hypocreales, Clavicipitaceae.